AAAGAAAAAGGAAUCCUACACCAAUAAGGAGUUGGAAAUUCUCUUUGAGUUCUGUUCAAACAAGGAGAUAGCAAUUUUGUUUAUUCCUUCCUAAGGCCUUACUUAAGGGUCCAAAAGCGUUGAGGAUUAUCACAAAGAGAUGGAAAUCGCAAUGGUUAAAGCAAAUGUAGAAGAGGACAGAGAAGCAACUAUGGCACGGUUUUUGCAUGGCUUAAGUCGCGAUAUAGCUAAUGUGGUUGAGCUGCAGCAUUAUGUGGAAUUAGAAGAUAUGGUGCAUAUGGUGAUGAAAGUAGAACGGCAACUCAAGCAUAGAGGAGCCACCACUAGUAUUGGGCAAAAUGCAAGUUCCUCAUCUUCUUGGAAAUUGAAUUGGAGUAAAAAGGAAGAAAAUUCUACUUUUAAGCCUAAAACUGCAGCAUCUAAGGGGCAUGUUGCAUCACAAUGUCUUAAUAAGCACACGAUGAUCUUGAAAGAAGAUGGAGAAAUUGAAACCAUAGGUGAAUCUGAUGAUGAAUCUAUGCCACCAUUAGAAGAUGCUAAUGAUGGUAUGGAAUAUGCCAUUGAUGGAGAAUUGCUCGUCACCAGGCGAGUUUUGAAUGUGCAAGCCAAAGAAGAUGAUGAAGACUUCAAGAACAUGUUUCCAAAGGACAUCCCUAAUGGUUUACUACCAAUAAGAGGAAUUGAGCAUCAGAUUGACUUCAUUCUAGUUCCAGUGCUACUUGUGCCUAAGAAGGAUGGGACUUGGCGUAUGUGCGUUGAUUGUCGCGCUAUCAACAAAAUCACUAUAAAGUAUCGUCACCCUAUUCCUAGAUUAGAUGACAUGUUAGAUGAACUGCAUAGUUCUUGCAUAUUCACUAAAAUUGAUUUAAAGAGUGGGUAUCAUCAGAUUAGGAUGAAGGAAGGUAUUGGCAUUGGCGUUGUUUUGAUGCAAGAGCGGCAGCCUAUUGUGUUUUUCAGUGAAAAAUUGACUAGUGCAGUACUUAACUAUGCUACAUAUGACAAAGAGAUGUACGCAUUGCACCUCAAGGGACAAGUAAAGUUGAAUAGACGACAUGUUAAGUGGGUGGAAUUCUUUGAGACAUUUCCCUAUGUGAUCAAGUACAAGCAAGGAAAAGAAAACAUUGUGGCUGAUGCAUUAUCUCGCAGGUUCUCCAAGAUGCCACACUUUAUUCCAUUUCAUAAAACCGAUGAUGCAACUAAUAUUGCUGAUCUGCUCAAGGAGGUUGUUCGUUUACAUGGUGUUCCAAGGACUAUUGUUUCUGAUUGCGAUGUUAAGUUCUCGAGUUACUUUUGGAAGACCUUGUGGGGAAAUUUGGAUGGGAAAAGGAAACCUCAAGUGGUUAAGCAACUACAUGAGAAGGUGCGACAAAACAUAGAGCGACGAACUGAGCAAUAUGCAAAUCAGGCCAACAAAGGGUGCAAGAAUGUUGUGUUUGAACCUGGAGAUUGGGUUUGGGUGCAUAUGCGGAAGGAGCGAUUCCCUACACAAAGGCGUUCUAAGUUGCAACCAAGAGGCAAUGGACCAUUUCAAGUGAUUGCAAGGAUAAACGACAACACAUACAAGUUGGAGCUUCCUGGUGAAUAUAAUGGUAGUAUUACUUUAAAUGUUUCUGAUCUUUCUCCUUUUGAUGUAGGUGACGAUUUGAGGACAAAUCCUUUUGAGGAGAGAGGGAAUGAUGGGAAUUAAGAUGACCCCACAUGUACCACGUCAAGAGAUCCAUUACACAUUCCAAGAGCUUCGAUUUGCUUGUUGUAUGUUGUUUUCAACCCAGAUCUGCUCAAUAAGGCCAUUUAAAGCUUCACGCAUCUUCUUAGCCCUAGCUCGCGUGACUGGACCUCCUUGGCUGUGUAACGGAUCACAUGACGUAGUAGAUAUGUUGUUGUCUUGAUUCCCAUCAAUAGUUCCAGUGUUACUUGUGCCUAAGAAGGAUGGGACUUGGUGUAUGCGCAUUGAUUAUCGCACUGU
Messenger RNA from Rubroshorea leprosula, 1966 nucleotides. The record is from the annotation of a GenBank genome assembly. Lineage: Eukaryota; Viridiplantae; Streptophyta; Magnoliopsida; Malvales; Dipterocarpaceae.